Liolophura sinensis is the source of this 2362-nucleotide messenger RNA. RefSeq names its product matrix metalloproteinase-19-like. The record is from RefSeq and is a predicted model, not a curated record. Lineage: Eukaryota; Metazoa; Mollusca; Polyplacophora; Chitonida; Chitonidae. Gene Ontology annotation, biological process: collagen catabolic process; proteolysis; extracellular matrix organization. Gene Ontology annotation, molecular function: zinc ion binding; metalloendopeptidase activity. The transcript is spliced from 11 exons. The coding region runs from base 468 to 2123 and encodes 551 amino acids. Gene Ontology annotation, cellular component: extracellular matrix.
UUAUGGUCAACUUCUCCGGAGCUAAGCUCGGACACAUUGCCUAGUAUACGAGAAGAUCACCUGCAGAACACACUGUGGCUUUCUCCAAACUUACCACAGCACGCAUAAAGGUAGAGACGAUAGACCUGCAUUGGAAACAAAUUUGCCGGCGGUGUAGGGUAUAAGAACGAAUACUUUAUGUAAACGAUAAAAUGACGAACCGGAAAUACUCGUAGGACUAUAUUUCUACAUAAAUGGAUUGACUAUAAAAUAUUUUUAGAGAUACCAUUUCAUCGACGAUCUGAGAGACAACGUCAAUUUGAUACACUGCGCAUUACUAAGUUGACGGCACUCGAAAACAAAUCACCAUUUGAUGCGACGCGGAGACGAAGUGGUUCUACCUCGCAUGAGAACAACACAGUUUUAAGGCCUACCUUGUUUUAUGGAAUAGCCCGUGAAUUCUUUUCUGAUUUUUUUGAGACCUGAACAUGUGGAGAAUAUGUACAGUCGUUUGGAGCUAUUUUUGUUGGGGCGUCGUUGUUGUUUUGUUGACACCGAGUGUUGGUGGGACGUCAGGGAAUGGAGACGUCAGUGUAGCGGAGAGAGCGACGGCUGGGGACCCUGAUGCAUAUUUGGAGAAGUUUGGUUAUUUGGCGGUUCCGCCAGGAGGCACUCCUGGAAAUGUACAGCGUAGUCCGGAGAGUCGACGCCACGCCAUCAGGGAAUUCCAAAGGUUCAACGGUCUGUCUGUAACAGGGAAUCUAGACAGACAAACUCUGGCGAAAAUGAGGCAGCCUCGAUGUGGAUUUCCCGACGUGAUUCGGCCAGAGGGUGGAAGCACUUUCGGGACGUCAACCAAUGGCAGAAACCGUAAUAGGAGCCGAAACCGAAACCGAAACCGCAGUCGCCCUAGAAACAGAGCCGAGGAAUUGACGGCACAGUCCUUUUAUGUCCCAGGUCACAAAUGGAAAAAGACCCAAAUAACGUGGCGACCAAUCGGAUACUCUCGCACAAGUCGUCUCAGCCAAUCACAACAGUGGUGGUCAUUCAAACGCGCCUUUGACAAGUGGGCGGAGCAGACACCUCUGACGUUCUCUGACGUCAGCGGGACAGCUGACAUCAUGAUCAAGUUUGUAAGGUCAGACCAUGGCGACGGUCGUGGGAAUGCCUUUGACGGCAGAGGUGGUACUUUGGCACAUGCGUUCUUCCCCGGCACUAGUGCCAUUUCCGGUGACACUCACUUUGACGAUGACGAGCAAUGGACGCUGAACACCGAGGAUGGUACAAACCUGGAGAUCGUGGCUGCUCAUGAGUUCGGUCAUGCCCUUGGGCUGGGCCACUCUAACGUCGCCCAGGCCCUGAUGGCGCCUUACUACCAGGGGUAUGACCCCAACUUUAAACUCCAUAAAGACGACAUCCAAGCCAUACAGCACCUCUACGGAGGUCCAGGUCGGCCGCGAACAACUCCCAGGCCAAGGGUGACGUCACGACCACGUGUGACGUUACGGCCGCGCGUCACACGACGCCCAACACGUCGCCCCUCUUCCGGUCGAUUCUGUAAUCUCAAAUUUGACGCCGUCAUCAAAGCACAUGACGGAAGCACGUACGCCUUCCGAUCACAUGACAUCUACAAACUAACGUCCACAGGCGGAGUUAGCCGAGGAUUCCCGAAGAGGGCGAACACCGUGUUUCAGAGUGCACCAAUCAACAUCGAUGCAGCGGCGUACUCGCCGUGGUCCAGAAAGACUUAUAUGUUUAAAGGAAGCCGGUUGUGGAAGUAUACUGGUUUCCGGUUAGACUCCGAUUACCCGAAGGACAUCCGGGCUACUAACUUCCCAACACGUCCCAAGGCGGCGCUUGUUUGGCGAGAUGGACGAGUCUAUUUAUUCCGGGGACGUCAGUUCUGGGUGUUUGACGAGUACCGGAACAGCAUACCCCAGGGCUAUCCUCUAGACACGAGGAGGUACUGGAGAGGGAUCCCCAACAAUGUGGAGGCCGCUGUCAGGUGGAAUGAUGGAUACACCUAUUUCUUCAAGGGCUCAAAUUAUUUCAAGUUUAGUGACUACUAUCGCCGCAAGGUAGGAGGUUACCCAAAACCGAAGGCCGCUCCUUGGCUGGGGUGUGGAUCGCGGACUCCCAAAUAACCGUUACAAGCACAGCGACUUCUGUUUAUGUAAGCCUAUAAUCAAAAAGUAGAUACGUCUUUUCACGUUGAUUAUAUUUUCUGUCCACAAAAUGUGUUACGUAACUAUGAAAAUAGCAUGAACACAGAACUUGCGUUUUAGCAAAUACCAUACUUAGCAUUUUCAAAGUCAAUAUGUACGAUUUCUAAUGUAUUUAUGUCUGUAAUUUUACGUUUUAGGAACUUCUUAGAAACAAUAAA